AUGGUAAGCAUUGCUUCGACUACGACAAAAACUACGACUACAACAACAGUAACGACAUGUUAUAGUGGGAACAAUUUCGGUUUCACACCUCUGUUUUCUACAAGUGGGACAACUCCAUCGUCUUGGACUCAGUAUAGUUUUAAUUAUGUAGCAGCAACUACAACGCCGAUUCUCAUAUUUUCCUUCACCACUAAUUUGAAUAGUAACUAUUUUUUGGGUGAUGUGUCUGCUACAUUGAUUAGUUCACCGUCUAUUCAAUUACUGGCGAAUCCAAAUUUUGGCAAUUCAACAACAAUAGCAACAGACUGGCUAGUAUGGUGUAGUUACACUUGUACUGGUGGAGCUGGUGCACAGGUCACUUGGGGCACCAACUGCUAUUUAUCUACUGGUAACUGUUUUUUGGUUGAUUGUCCGGAUACUGGUAGUGGGGCAAUUGUUUAUCUUGGCCAAUCUUUUUCGGCUACGAUCGGUAGCACGUAUAAAAUUGAUUUUUGGUUGCGGAUGGCUUAUGGAGGAGGAAGUACUAGUUUAACUCUAUUCAACGCUUUUAUUCAAUAA
Messenger RNA from Rotaria socialis, 558 nucleotides. The record is from the annotation of a GenBank genome assembly. NCBI's taxonomy places the organism in Eukaryota, Metazoa, Rotifera, Eurotatoria, Philodinida, Philodinidae.